GCAGAGGCGCUCGGUGCGGGCGCGGAAGCCAGAGGUGGAGCUGGUACCGCCAUGAGCAGCAACGCGGGCCCCGCGGCGCGGCUGUGCCGCCUGGAGCGGGGGCCGGACGGGUAUGGGUUCCACCUGCACGGCGAGAAGGGCAAGCCGGGCCAGUUCAUCCGGCUGGUAGAGGCGGGCUCACCGGCCGAGCGCUCGGGGCUGCGGGCCGGGGACCGGCUGCUGGAGGUGGAUGGAGAGAACGUGGAACGGGAGAGCCAUCAGCAGGUGGUGGAGCGGAUCCGUGCCGCCGCCGGGGCUGUCAGUCUCCUUGUCGUGGACUCGGUGGCCGAUGAGCAGCUGCAGAAGCGGAGCGGGACGGGUAGCGAGCCCCCCGUGAGCAGCGGGCAGGCGACCCCGGAGCCGGCGGAGCCCGCGGUGCCCGCGGUGCGGGAGCCCAGCAGCAGCGGCGGCGGUCAGCGGGAGGAGCUGCGGCCUCGGCUGUGCCGCAUGAAGAAGGGUCCCAAUGGCUACGGCUUCAACCUGCACAGCGACAAGUCGCGCCCGGGGCAGUACGUGCGCGCCGUGGACCCCGACUCGCCGGCCGAGGCCGCGGGGCUGGCCCCCCAGGACCGCAUCGUUGAGGUGAACGGGGUGUGCAUGGAGGGCAAGCAGCACUCCGACGUGGUGGCAGCCAUCAAGGCAGGUGGCGACGAGACCAGGCUGCUGGUGGUGGAUGUCCUCACAGAUGAGUUCUUCAAGAAGUGCAAGGUGGUGCCCUCGGAGGAGCACCUUUCAGGUCCCUUGCCAGAACCAGUUGCCAAUGGUGAAAUAGCGAAGGAAAACGGUGGAGAGCCACAGUGCAACUCUGUGUCCGAGAGCCCAUCCAGCCCCCGGCUGCUGACCGUGUCCCCCGAAUCCGGCGAGACCCAGAGCGAGCCUGAUGGACAGGAGGUUGACAAGCGCCACUCAGCAUCCGGCUCCCUUCUGGACCUCGACAUCCCGCUGGCUGUGGCCAAGGAGCGGGCACACCAGAAGCGCACCAGCAAGCGAGCACCCCAGAUGGACUGGAGCAAGAAAAACGAACUGUUCAGCAACCUGUGAACACCCCCUGGGGUGGGGGAAAGGGUCCACUGCCCCCCAUGCCCCCCCCCAGCCUUGCACCCACCUCUUCUGUAUCCUCCUUGUCCCCACCACGGGCUCCCGGCAGCUCGGGGGCCAGCGAGUAUCCCCGCAGCGGGGUCCUGGGUGGUGCUUUUAGGCUAGAGAGAGCCUGGGGUGUUCUGGGGGUGCCCCCUCCCGUGGACCUAUCUCUAGGGUGCUCCUCCAGCCCUGCCUUGAAGCCCUGCAUACCUUGGUAGGCACAAACAGGGCUUAGGGUGAGGGAUCAAGGAUUUGGGGAGGCCCAACACCUCUGAUCCCUGCCGUUCCCUGGUUGUUCCCAAACUCCAGCUCCAUUUGAGCCCCCCCUCCCCUGCCAAAUUGCCCUUUAACUGCAAAACUUGAGGCUUUUAGUGACUUUUAGCAGCUCUUCCCUACCCAGCCACCAACCACAGCCAUUCCUUCCUGGGGGAUUUGACCCUCACCUGGCAAGCUCCGUCCAUGCUGACCCUGUCCCUUGGCCCCUUCAAGAGCUGCAAGGAGGGACGUGGGUGCCCAGUGCCGCAGGGAAGCCCCCAGCACCCUGCCCUCGGUGGUGGGGGCUAUUUCUGGGAAGAGAGAGGGUGUCUGGAGCCAGCACAGCAAGCAAUAAAUCAUCUCCUCUGCUCCCACUCACUCCUAGAGGGAGCUGAUCAGGGUUUGAAUCCAACACUGUUUAUUUUAAAGGCUUCUCAAUAGACUUUUGGGGCUUUCUUUCCCAAU
Molecule: messenger RNA, 1839 nt
Organism: Dryobates pubescens (Downy woodpecker)
Lineage: Eukaryota; Metazoa; Chordata; Aves; Piciformes; Picidae
Gene: NHERF1
Product: NHERF family PDZ scaffold protein 1
Exons: 6
Coding region: 52-1080 (342 amino acids)
Biological process (GO): protein localization to plasma membrane
Cellular component (GO): apical plasma membrane
Molecular function (GO): signaling receptor binding; protein-membrane adaptor activity
Source: RefSeq, a predicted model, not a curated record